CAUGGGGGCGCUACAUACUGGAAACACUGACUCGACUGACUGCGAAGGUCCAGCCUAGACCUUGGCUCUUUUUCCCAUGCAAUUUUCUCUCCCUGCACCGGAUAAAUCACUUGGUAUCUGUGACACGAGGAAUUUAAGGAGACCUAUCACAAGAAAUCCCUUUUUGUGCAGAAAAGAAUCAUUGCUGUUUUAUUUUGUAGAAAAAGAAAAAGCAGAAAAAAUUGCUCCAACAGAGAGUUAUGUAGUGUAGCUACCGUGCAAGAAAAACAAAACUUUACCUUGCUGUACAAGGCCAGAAGUGGACCGCCAAUUCACCAUGGAUGCUGCUCUACUGAGAGAGAGAGAUGCCUUCCGUAAGCGUGCCUUAGCUCAGCCGGUUAUUGAGAAGAGACCCAAACCAUCCAGCUCAUCUCAGCAAGCCAAACGGAGAAAGCCAGCCGGCGCGGGACGCCAAGGCCAUGGGAGUGGCUCUAGUGCUGGAGGAUUCAACUAUAAGAUGAUGCAAGGAAGCUCCAAAUACAAGUUUGGAGUGCUAGCCAAGAUAGUUGACUUCAUGAAGCAACGACAUCAACAGGGAGAUACCUUCCCUCUCAGUAUCGAGGAGAUACUAGAUGAAACUAAGCAACUUGACGUGGGUGCUAAGCAGAAAAUGUGGCUGAUAAAUGAGGCUUUGCCCAACAACCCCAAGAUGGUCAUGGAGGAUGGCAAGUACUUCUACAAGGCAACUUUUACUCUAAGGAGUCGCAAAGGUCUGGAAAGACUCUUGAAGAAGCACGACCAGCAAGGGCUUGGCGGUAUCAUGAUGGACGAUAUCCAGGAGAGCUUGCCAAACUAUGAGAAGUGUAUAAAGGCUCUGGGCGAUCUUGUCAUCAUCAUCACAAGGCCAGACAAGAAGAAAGUAGUUUUCUUCAAUGAUAAGUCAGCCCAGCUCAACAUUGACGAAGAACUAAAAGAAUUGUGGAAUACGACAGCGGUGGAUUCCAUCGACGAAACAAAGAUUGAAGAGCACCUGAGAAAGCAGGGAAUAUCCUCCAUGGAGGAUCUCAGUCUCAAACACGUGCCCCAACGGAAGAAGAGGGCCGGCAGGAAAGGUCCGCGGAAAUUCAAAACUCACAACGAUCAUUUGACAGGUGUCCUCCAAGACUACUCCCAGGACACCACCAAGCCAAGCUGAUCAAAAAGUUAAAGACGACUAGGAAGUGGACAGCUCUAAUUUGUAUAAGAGCCAGUGUAUUUUACUCCCAUCUGUAUGUGACAUACAUGUACAUUGUGAAGAACCAAAGGAUGCGGGGUGCCAGACUGCUGUAUAACCUCAAGGCACUUGUCAACAUAUAUUAUGCUCAGGGAAUCCUGUUUCAUUCCGACAAACCUGCAAAGCACAUGGAAAUUCAAAAGCUGAAGUCACUUCAAUAAUGAUGCAGCAAAAGAUUUCCAAAUGUGCACAUGACAGCACAUUGCAGGCUGUGAAACAGGCUUGAACGGGUUUUCUUGUGAUCUAGUUAUCACCACUUCAGCUCCAUGAGAUCGCGAUCGAUCGCAUGAACUGAAAUUAGGCUAUAAGUUAAGGGUCCAAAGUGUGACCUUUAUCCUGUCCCCGUUACCUUGGUACUUUGUAAUUUACAAUCAGGUAUUAUUAAGAAUUACCCAAAAUGAUUGUUUAUUGUUGGGUAGGUAGUUAGCUAUUCAUAACCAUUCUUGGAGGACCACUGCAUUACAGAGUGCAUCAGAUAGAUGCCAGGUGUCAAAUGGAGGGGGGGGGGGGGGAGUGGACCCCUAAUUUAUAGAAUGACCCACAUGUGCAAGAAAUAUGUGUGGCCCAUGUGUAGCGACGUUUUUAAACUUGAAAUAAAAAACCAAGCACAAAACACUUUUCCUUUCCCUUUUGUGUUUAUUCUUUUACUCACUGCCAUAAAAAAAAGUCGCAGAGCAUUUUACAAAAUCUGUAUUAUGUACAGUAUUGUGCCCCCAAAGCCAUUACGUGGACUAAACUUACCACGACAUAUCAAUUUAUUGAAUAGGAUAUGCAGGCAUAAGAUUUUCAUACUUUUGUCUGAAAUCAAACCUUUUCAAUCUGAGAGA
Patiria miniata (bat star) is the source of this 2079-nucleotide messenger RNA. It is a transcript of the gene gtf2e2, whose product is annotated as general transcription factor IIE subunit 2-like. The record is from RefSeq and is a predicted model, not a curated record. NCBI's taxonomy places the organism in Eukaryota, Metazoa, Echinodermata, Asteroidea, Valvatida, Asterinidae. Bases 317 to 1174 code for a protein of 285 amino acids. Gene Ontology annotation, cellular component: transcription factor TFIIE complex. The transcript is spliced from 8 exons. Gene Ontology annotation, biological process: transcription initiation at RNA polymerase II promoter.